AUGCACGUAAAGUACCAUGUGAGCUUCUACUCAUUUCCUAGGCCCAACGAGAACCCAGGCCUGGCGCUGUUGCACAUGGUGUUCCACAGAGAGCACAACCGCCUGGCCAAGUCUCUGCAGGCGAUCAACACUCACUGGGACGAUGAGAAACUCUUUCAGGAAGCUCGAAGGAUUAAUAUCGCUCAACACCAGCACUGCACGUCUCUAGAGUAUGUACCUAUCAUAGUAGGUUACGACAUGGCGGCCAGACACAAACUACUGCCUCAACAGAAUGGAUACUUUAUGGGUUACAAUGAAAGCAGGAACCCCAGCAUCCUCAACGAGUUCUCUACGGCAGCCUUCAGAAUGGGUCACUCUUCCAUCCCCGACACCUUGCAACUCCUGGAUCCUCACUACAAACUCCUCUCCUCUGUGCCAAUGGUCUCCACCUUCCACAACGUGACCAGCUUGAUUAGCCCUGGCCCAGCCGAUCCUCUCCUGCGUGGGUUGCUGGGGUCUGUCAUGCUGCCAACUGACCUUCGCCUUGCGGACAGUAUUAUGAAUGAGCUUUUCCAGAAGACUAACCUUCCUCACUCAGGACAAGACCUCUUUGCCUUAAAUCUUGCCAGAGGACGAGAUCACGGCCUUGCUCCCUAUGUCAAAUACGUCUUCUACUGUGGCGUGGGUGAGGUGAAGGACUUCUCUGACCUGAGGAGCCUUAUGUCCAUCCGGGCCGUGGCAGCACUACGUCAGGCCUACCGCCAUGUACACGACAUAGAUCUCUACGUGGGAGGCCUGGCAGAGAACCACCUGCCAGGGGCUACAGUGGGACCCACGUUCGCCUGCAUCAUAACACUGCAGUUCAAAAUCACCAAGACAAGUGACAGAUUCUGGUAUGAAAGCCUGGGGUCAGGGUUCACCUACAGUCAGCUUCAGAGUAUCCGUACCAUCACACUGUCGAGUGUCGUGUGUAAGAAUAUGGACGAAAAGAACCCUAAGGUGCCUGUCAAUGCCUAUCAGGUUCCCAAUGAGAAGAGGUGA
Molecule: messenger RNA, 1020 nt
Organism: Homarus americanus (American lobster)
Lineage: Eukaryota; Metazoa; Arthropoda; Malacostraca; Decapoda; Nephropidae
Product: thyroid peroxidase-like
Exons: 7
Coding region: 1-1020 (339 amino acids)
Biological process (GO): response to oxidative stress
Molecular function (GO): heme binding; peroxidase activity
Source: RefSeq, a predicted model, not a curated record